AUGGAAGAAAUAGAUAAGUCAUCUUCAGCUUCAGCAUCACCACGUUCAAUUCAUUCAUAUCAUCGUGGAAAUGGUACAUUACGUGGCGGUGGUAUACAGAAAGUAUAUCGUACUGGACCGACUUUUAAAGCAUAUAAACGAAAAUUGGAUCAUCGAUUGGGAUAUUGUAUUGUUGGUUGUUUGAUUACAAUUGCUAUCGUUUUGACAAUUUUUGGUUUAUUUCAUGAAACAGCACAUCAAGAAUUAACACAAUAUAUCGAAUCAACACGUCAAAUGAUCGUUAAUUCAAUACCAUCAACAAUAUCAACAAGUACCACUACUACUGCUACUACUACUGCUACUACUACUACUGUUACCGAUCUAUCAGAUGUUACAUUUAGCAGCAAGGAGGAAUUCUUAUUUGAUAAUGAUGAUAGUGAUUGGGUGAAUGAAAAUUUAUUUGAUAAUGAAACAGCAAUGUCAAUAGAUAUGAUGGCAGGAAUGGAUUUAGAAUAUCAUGGAGAAGAGCUGCAACAUGAUGAUGACAUACCGGAUGAGAAGAUGCUAAGCAUUCCGCUUGAUGAACCGGAUACUUGUUUUGGAUCCGAAGAUGUUGAUAAGGAUAAAUGUUUAGCAGUUAGCGAACUUGACGAAUAUCAUAAUAUAUUACUCAGAUCACAUAUAGCUCUAUGGAAUUUAACCACUGUAAAUAUUAUUGUUGCAAUAUUCCUUUCACCAUUUACAUUUAUGUUCAAUUCUGAAAUUGUUAAAAAUGGAUACUACAAAUUAUUUUAUCGUGUUGUUCUAUUUCUAGCGCUAUUCUUUAUGGCUGCACAACUAAUUGUGCUAAUUAAUCCAUUACUGUACAGUUCAUUUAUGUAUCCCACUAUCGUCGACAAACUUUUCAUUGAAAAACUUCCACGAGAGAAGAAAUUAACUAAUCGAGUGGAAUCUCGAUUUGGCUGCCAGUUUGAUUAUAUCAGCCAAUUGGUAGAACUUAACCUACAGGAACCAUGUAUUCCUCGGAUCAAAAAUGUAUUAUUAUUACCAUAUGCAGUAAUAUUAUUGAUUAUUAUUGAUUUUUUACCAUUUCUAUUCAUAGUUUUCACUUAUGCCUGGGAUAAAUGGCUUAAAGAUUCACCAUUUUGCAGUAUUGCUAGGAGCCGUAUCGAAUUAAAUAAUCAGCGAAG
This is a messenger RNA of Acanthocheilonema viteae, 1169 nucleotides long. Lineage: Eukaryota; Metazoa; Nematoda; Chromadorea; Rhabditida; Onchocercidae. The record is from the annotation of a GenBank genome assembly.